UGUUUCUCCAGCAGCCGCGGGGGAAGGUGUUGCGUCGCUCCUCUGGCUCUAGUCCAUAACUGGGUCGUGCUUAAGCUCUUAAGCUCCCACCUUCCCGAUUAUCGUCUGUGUUGUAUAACUCAAACGAAAGUAUAAUACGAUCCAAAAAAUACAUUUUAAACUUAAAUUAAUUACAAAAAUCUUUUGUGAAAUAAAGACACUUAAGCUUUUGAAAUAAGUAAUUGUGUGGUAUGUUAUCAGCAUAAGCCUAUGGCUACAUGGCUGCUUGAGCAGUCACAUAUAUGUAUAGCCUACACGGCUGCUUGAUGGUCAGAAGGAACUAGCAGACAGCACCGGAAGCAGUAUAACCUCGGCCUAGCCUACCCCAGGCCAAACCAAACCUAGGCCUAACCAGCACUGUGGCACCCCCACCUUAGACUGAUAUUUCAACCUCGGGACCAUCUUCUUUAAAAAAUGUGGGGGAGCAGAGUGAUGGUGGUGAUGGUGACGGUGAUGGUGACGGUGAUGGUGACGCUCACCAUUCCUGCUGCAGCUCAGUAUCGUCCCGAGGCGCCUCCGCUGGUGUACGACUACAAGUGCGAGUCGACGGAGACCGACCCCGACGCCGACUGCAUUUUCGGGACGGCGGGCAAGGACUACCCGACGCUCCGUCAGGUGCCCCCGACCAAGUUCACCUGUCAAGACCUCCUCCCGGGCAUCUACGCCGACCCCGACGCUGCUUGCCAGGUGUACCACAUGUGUCUCCAUGCCGGCAACGUCCACUCGUUCCUGUGCCCCAAUGGGACACUCUUCAACCAGGAGUACUUCGUGUGUGACCUCUGGUUCAAUGUGGACUGUGCGCGCGCCACCAGCUUCUACCCCCUCAACCAGUACAUCUACAAGGACCCGGAGCUUAAGGAUCCCAAGCUUACGUACGUCUGAGGACAUCUACAAGGACCCGUAGCUUAAGGAAACUAAGCUUACGUACGUCUGAGGACAUCUACAAGGACAACGAGCUUAAGGAAACUAAGCUUACGUACUUCUGAGGACAUCUACAAGGACUCCCUAUGUUUGAUGACUCAUAUUAUCCACAUAAUCAAAUUUUCGAACUUUCCGAAAAUUCUAAAUUAAACACAACACAAAUAUGAUUUAUUAAUUAAUUUAACUAUGUGUUUUUUUUUAAGAUUAAAUCUAUUAGAAAUAUUCAGUUAUAAUUUAUUUAUUUAAUCUUUUACGUAGCCAAAAAUAUCUCAAAAUUUAAAUGUUUUCCCCAACAUUUUGCUGACUUUAAAACUUGUAUUCAGUACAAGGUAAGUUAGCUUUGUUGUAUGCCUCAGUUGUAUUACCUGUGUAUGUUUCAUAUGUGUAUAUAUGUUAUUAUUAUUUAUACAAAAUCAUACAAGGAAUAAUUAGAUUAUGCAGGAGUUGUAUAAUUCUGCAUAUCUCUCUCUGCUGUUAUCUGUAUAUAUGUUCUUAACUCCCAGUCAUCUGGUGUAUUCACCUAGUUGUAUUCACCUAGUUAUGCUUGCGGGUCUUGAGCUCUGCUCUUUCGGCCCGCCUCUCAACUGUUUAUCAAUGAACUGUUACUAACUACUAUUGUUUUUUUUUAUCACACAC
Messenger RNA from Procambarus clarkii (red swamp crayfish), 1596 nucleotides. RefSeq lists its product as uncharacterized. The record is from RefSeq and is a predicted model, not a curated record. Gene Ontology annotation, molecular function: chitin binding. Gene Ontology annotation, cellular component: extracellular region. Lineage: Eukaryota; Metazoa; Arthropoda; Malacostraca; Decapoda; Cambaridae.